GCGCACACACACAUGCAUAUGCACUCACACACAAAAUGUACCUCAGUCACACAAGGACGUUUGUGUUCACACAUUCAACACAGCUUAUCAGCUUCAUUCUGUAUAUGCAUACAGCCUAUGAAGAAAUGGCAAUGCCUGUACAGAAAGUAAAACUGUUUGAUCUUUUUGUUAAAUGUCUAAGAAUCAAGGCAUUUUUGUAAAAUUGUUAAUAGCAAACGCGUCUUUAAAAAUAAACUACAUAAACAAAGACACUAUAAGAGAACUAGAGAAGUAGAGCGUGCUGACUGGGGGAAGCAGAGAGAUUUAGCCAGAGACAUUAGAAGAAAGGUAGAACAAGAGAGAGACAAAUGUUUGGUGCAUAAAGAGAGAGAGAGAGAGAGAGAGAGAGAGAAGCAGACAAGGACGGCAAAGAGACGGAAAGAGAGAGAUGGAGGAGGGGGGCAGAGAGAUAAAGAUAGCUGAAAGGAGGGAGAUCCGUCAGCGUUUGUUUCCUCAGGAUGUGGUUACCCCGACGACGAAAAGGCAGAGAGGCCCUUUAGCUACACCGAGCGAGCCAUCAUGGACGACCCAUCAUCCACCCAAUCCUUCACCAACCUCCACCACCAUCGCCACCGCCCAUCCUUUUACCUCACCCUGCCCGGCCUUCAGAGCCCCGUAGUGGGGUACCAGUCCUGUCAGCCUUCCCUGGACCCUCAGGAGCAAUAUGGAAGUAGAGGGGAAGACCCCACAGACUCCUUCCCAACAUCAAUCACCUCCUCCGUUGGAAGGAAGGAGAGUUGUGGGAGUGACGGAGGCUUUCCGACCCCAGGUGGUAGCGGCUUGAACGGAGACGCCAACUUGGGAGGCCAUCUUGACGGGGGAAGCGGGUUGGGCGGCCAUUUUUCAGAUACCUGGUACGCCGGCGGCAAAAAAGAAGACGUCUGGGAGGACGGGGAAAAUUGUGAAAGCGCCGAAGACAACUUUUAUAGAAGAGGGGAUGGUUACAGUAAAGCAAAUGAUAUCUUUUACAGCGUGAAUAGUGGCAGUGAGGAGGCCAUCAGGCGCAAACUCAGAGCGGACUACAACAAUUACACCCAAGAAAGCUGUGAACCGAAAGGGGAUUCAGUUUACAAUCGGGGGGCCGACGACAACCACUUUACUAAGCAAACCGCUCCAUGGGGGAGCUUCAGCGACAACGUUGAUUAUGCACGGUUGAGUGAUAACUAUUUGGGGAGAGAAGAAGACUACGGCUCCAGCUGUGGCUCAGGUGAGGAUCAGCUUCAACCAGCAGAGGUCGAGGGCCCCUGGCUCGGGCCCCCUCCUUCAGGUCACACCGGAGAGGGCAGGUGGAGAGGAGCAGUGGACCCCAGGGGCCCCCUCGGGGUCAGCGGUGUGACGUACAUUCAGAAGCUGGACUCCUUCUCCGAGGCUUUCCUCUCCCAGCGGAGAAGAAGAUUUCCCAUGAUUCCCGGGGGAGACUCUUCGGGGCAGGUGUGGGAUUUCGGCGCGGGGAGGGUCGAAAGCCCCGGGUCGGUGAAGUCGGGUUACAGCUGCGCUUUCGAUGCGGACGCCCGCCCGCCUCCCUCCUCGACUCCCCCAGCCACUCACCCGUCUCAUAUGUCCUACCCGUCUCCCCCCACGUCAACUCACAUCAUGUCUUCGGUGCUCAGUCCUCCUCCCACACCUCUGUCCCCCCAUUCCCACUCGCCCUCCAAAAUGGACUCUCCCGUUCCGUAUGGGGGCGGCGGACAUUCAGUGUCUCAGGGGGGGCAAUCGCUUGCCGCGCUGCAGUUUUUCGCUCCUCACCUGCAGUCCCUCCCGUCUGUCCAUUCCUCGGGGAUGAUGUGGAAGUUUCCACAGCAGACACUCGGCUUCCCACAGUCACCAGGAGACCCGAGAUCUUCUCACGGCGGGGACUACAGCAAUGUCCCAGCUUCUCACGUUCAGUCUCCGGAAGCAGCGUUCCUCUCUUCCGCAUCUCAUUAUUCACCUCUCCAUCCAUCCACAGCCCUCUGUCCCUCCAGCUCUCCAUCCCUUCAUCCUUCCUCCCAUCUUCCAUAUCUUUCAACUCACCUUUCCAGCCAACGUUAUGAGACGACAGAAAAGACAGCCCCCUACAUUGUGACCAAGAAUGUAAAGAACCAAGCCAAUCAGCAAACUUCUCAAAUCUACACUGGACUUCCAUUCCCCAGUAUCCUUCACUCCAGCAAAGGUCAGAAGAGAGGUCGGUACACUCCUCGGCCGCUCCUCAAUCCCCUUCGCAGGGGGACGGGUCUCUACUCCUCCAUAUCGUCUCUCAACCACAGAGAGGACGAAACCAAGUGCAGAACGGAGGAAGAGGGGUGUCUCGUGUUACCGUACGUCAAUGUGGGUCAUGAUUUCCAGGCAGAGCUUCCUCGCUGCAUUGUAGAUGCGGAAGGGUUUCGGGUGUUGUCACCAGAGGAGAUAUCUCCUACGGAACAGCUGCUUUGGAAACCGUGGGACAAGCUGGAGGAGACGACCAACUUACAAGACCAAGUGGAGCUGCUGCUGUCCAUGUGUAGUUCCAGCUGCGUACCAGGAGGGGGCAGCAACUCAGAGCUGACUAUGCACUGUCUGCACCACUGUCAGGGAAACACAAUGGCCACACUGGACAUGCUGCUGUUCUCACAGCCCUCGCCAAUGGGAGACUACCACUACUCUGGUAGUGACUUUUGGACGGAAAGUGAAAAGAGUCUCUUCAGAGCAACUCUGGGAACUUCUGGAAAAGACUUUUCACUCAUACAGAAAAUGGUGAGGACUAAGACCGUGUGCCAGUGUGUGGAAUUUUACUACCUGAGCAAAAAGCUGCAGGACAAGCAGGUGAAACAGAAGGAGGAGGAGAACAGAGACAGAUUGAUGGAGCAGCAGAAAAAUAUGACGUCCAUCCGUCAGCCAGUGCGCAAACAGUUUGGCCUGGAGGAGGCGGUUGCUGUGCCCUCAUUGGCUAGCUUCUUCCCAUGCAAGCUGUGUGGCAAAAUGUUCUAUAAAAUCAAGUCCCGUAAUGCUCACAUGAAGAUCCACCGCCAGCCUCAGGAGGAUUGGACCGACAGGCGGCUGCAGCAACAGCUCCUCACCCAGCGUCUGGCUCUGAGUCAUCCCAACAACCUCAUGCUCUCCCCAGGCGGCAACCUGCUCUCGCCCCAGGCGGCCGCUCUGACCUUUCCCCCUCCUGGCAACAACCCAAACGCAGACAAUGUCCUCGGCCUCGUAGCCAAUAGCAACGCCAUCGCUCCCACCAACGCCAGUGUCCAGGAUCCCAUCGCUGCGGUACCAUACAGCAACAUCGCGCCACAAAACUCUCGUGUGGUCACCAACGUCAACGCCGUUGACUCGAACCAAAGAGAGCCCACCUCCGUCUUACCUCUGCACCAAUCAUGGGGCUCGUAUGGACAUGGCCCCGACCCCACUGUCUUCUACUGCAACACAGAAGGGAAAGACACUGUUGGAGCUGGGACAGUAGGCGGGAAAGAGCAAAUGAACUGGCAGUAGCGUUUAAGGCAUCACCACCACUGAGCCUCACCAAGGACGUGUUCAUUUGUAUUCAACUAAAUUUAAACUAAAACUUCCGUACUCUUUCGUUUACUUCAGCAAAACGUUGUCACAUUUUGUUUGUUUUGAUGUAAAUGGUGUAUUUAGAUAUGUUACAUAUUUAAAUGUUUUUUAUGCUUUUGAUAUUUCAAUAAAAUCU
Pungitius pungitius (ninespine stickleback) is the source of this 3688-nucleotide messenger RNA. RefSeq names its product transcriptional-regulating factor 1. Bases 559 to 3489 code for a protein of 976 amino acids. The transcript has 11 exons. Gene Ontology annotation, biological process: regulation of transcription by RNA polymerase II; negative regulation of DNA-templated transcription. Gene Ontology annotation, cellular component: histone deacetylase complex; transcription regulator complex. The record is from RefSeq and is a predicted model, not a curated record. Lineage: Eukaryota; Metazoa; Chordata; Actinopteri; Perciformes; Gasterosteidae. Gene Ontology annotation, molecular function: transcription corepressor activity.